Aspergillus nidulans FGSC A4 is the source of this 1985-nucleotide messenger RNA. RefSeq names its product LYAR-type C2HC zinc finger protein. Gene Ontology annotation, cellular component: nucleus. Lineage: Eukaryota; Fungi; Ascomycota; Eurotiomycetes; Eurotiales; Aspergillaceae. Bases 339 to 1892 code for a protein of 517 amino acids. The record is from RefSeq and is a predicted model, not a curated record. Gene Ontology annotation, molecular function: DNA binding. The transcript is spliced from 3 exons.
CGAAAGAUAGCCUUGAUAGAGUAGGCACUACUCUUGAUUUCGGCUGCUGAUACCUCCUAGCUGCGGUGCAAGUGCCUCCCUACCUCUUAUUCGUCCUUCUUUCUCCUGCUGCCUACUUCUUUGACUUUGUUUCUGUGUCAACAAAGGCACCCCUCCCACGUUUUUUGGCUCUACUUCGUCCUGUUCCCUUCGCGCAAAGGAUUCCAGCUCUGAUUGAACAGCACUCUUUUGAUUGCCGCCUGAUAUCUCCAUUAUCGAUUUCUGAAAGAGGCUGUAUCUCGCUGUGGCGGCGAUCGCGUUCUGUUACGCGGCUUAUAACCUCGCGGAUUCUUGUGAAAAUGGUCUCAUUCUCGUGUGAGGCGUGCGGUGACGUUCUCACCAAGAAGAAGCUUGAUCCCCAUCGCAACCAAUGCCGCGGCGCAAGCUUCACCUGCAUUGAUUGUAUGGUCCAUUUCCAAGGAACAUCUUACAGAUCCCAUACGUCAUGUAUGAGCGAGGCUCAGAAAUACCAAGGCGCACUCUACAGAGAGAAGCCGGCCAAAAACGGUCGCAAAGGCAAUAACAACAAUAAUCAGAACGGCAACAAAAACGACAAUAACAGCGCGAAGACGAACACCAGCCACCGUGCUCCAUAUAUUGAAGACGCCCCCGAUUCCCAAGUUAAUCUUGUUUCCACCGUUUCUACUACCUCUACAUCGAACGGAACCACAUCAGCCCCAGCACAAGAAGGCACCAAGGUCAAUGUGUUUGAUUUCCUAGUUGACGAAAAGACACCGAACGCGUCCAAAGUCUCUCUUGCCGAACCGAAAGAGCAGAUGAAAAUGAAGGACCACGCACCUUCGGUUUUUGAACGUUCUCAGUCGUCGACGCGCGCUGAAGCGGAGGAGGGUGAUGAAAAUAAAGACUACGAAGAGAACGGCUUUACUUAUGGUUCAGGGCCUAUUCAACCACCAGUGUAUCCCAACAAGGAUGCUGCUGUAUCACAGGAGUUCAUGACUCCUGCCCCGAAAAAGAAGAAAGAUCGGCGUACUGAGAGGAAGCAGUCUCCCCCCGCUCUGACUGCGACUUCAAGCGAUAAGAAGCGGAAGCGCCGCACCGAUGACCAUGACAUGGAGGACGCAGACACUCCUAUGCUCGAGGCUCCAUCUAGUGUGUUGAAUCACCCAGGAACCCCGAUGCUCCAUUCCGGUCUAACAGGCGGGCUUGACCGCAUGCUCCGAUCGCCUUCACUAGAUGGUGAAGAUGACCUGGAAAACCCGCGCCGACGAUACCAGGAUCCUUCAUCGCCUCUCAAGCGCACACGUCGCGACGAGAAGGAAGGCCACGGUGACGCAGGCCUGGGCAUCUCGAUCAAAAACCGUGCUGAGCGUCUAGUCUCUUCUAUGUUUGCUGGGUCCAGCGUUUCCGGAAGCAGUGUCGCGGGUAAUGAAGCUGAACCUCGCAAGUCUAAGAAGACUCACAAGGUCCGGUACGACGACCAAGCUCCUUCUUCCGAAGCUUUGAAGACCAAGCGCAAAAGCAGCGCGCAAAUGGAAGCAGACCGCCCUUCGCGCCGUGUCAAAAAGUAUGAGUAUCCGGACUCUCCGCGGGACAACGGCCGCGACAUGGUCGUCUACCGACAAGAGAACCAUCCCAAUGAGGCACAACGGCAGAUGGCUGCUCACUUUUUGUCUUUGGUUACAAAGGGACCGGAAAGCACUCGGGGCUUUUCGGUCAACAAAGUGCUCAAGCGAUUCCACAAAGAUUUCUCGGACGAUAUAGAUGGCGACCGCGGACGAGGUCAAGGCCGAAGCCGCGCAGACCGCGAACAGAGACUAGAGGAUGAGAAGGACCUCUGGCGAACAUUACGUCUGAAGCAGAACGAAAGAGGAGAAAUUGUGUUGUUUUUUUAGUUAUCUUAAUCUCGAUGUUUAAUGGUUGCAUGGGCGCAUUUGACUCGCAUUUUUAUCCCCACCAGUUGAGGAACCGCAUUUAUAGCGAUGAUG